Diuraphis noxia (Russian wheat aphid) is the source of this 654-nucleotide messenger RNA. RefSeq names its product fatty acyl-CoA reductase wat-like. Gene Ontology annotation, biological process: long-chain fatty-acyl-CoA metabolic process. Gene Ontology annotation, molecular function: alcohol-forming very long-chain fatty acyl-CoA reductase (NADP+) activity. The record is from RefSeq and is a predicted model, not a curated record. Lineage: Eukaryota; Metazoa; Arthropoda; Insecta; Hemiptera; Aphididae. Gene Ontology annotation, cellular component: peroxisome.
AUGUCCAAGUYCCCCUUAAAAAAAAGCCAAAAUAAAGGGUUUCCCGUAUUCGACCGUCUUAGAAUUGAAAACUCUGAUUUUACAGACUUAAUCAAAAUUAUUGAUUGUAAUCUUGAAGAUUCGUCUAUGGGUUUGACAACAGCUGAUCGCGAUUGGAUAGUUGAAAAUGUAAACUUUGUUUUUCAUUGCGCGGCUACGAUCAAAUUUAAUGAAACCCUUGAAUUAGCAUCAAAAAUAAACAUACAAGGGACUGAACAACUCUUGUCCUUAGCAACGCAAAUGAAGAACCUUAAGGGGUUUGUGCAUGUAUCGACCGCAUAUUCGCAUUGUCCCAGAGAUGAAAUCAAAGAACAAUACUAUCCCGUUCCGAUUACAUUCAAGAAGCUAAAUAAUAUGUUUGGUUUCAACGAUUCUAUACCGAGAAUUUUAGAAGAUUGGCCAAAUACGUAUUGUUUUACAAAAGCUAUUGCAGAAAAUUUGGUUUUAAUAAAUGGCAUUCACUUACCAAUGUCAGUGUUYCGCCCAUCAAUUAUUAAUGGCUUAAUGGUCACUUUUACUGAUAUCCGAUAUAAAGAUAGUUCUAUAGAUAACACUUUAUUUAGGCUGCAUGUCUAUCACUCUCUGGUCAGCAUGAUCGUCCUGUUUUCGGUGUGA